AUGAAGUAUUAUUAUCCUGAGCAUCAUUUUGAGGAAAAGUUACCUAAGGAACUGUUUACAUCUUCUUCACCAGAAUCCAAACCUGGUCCUAGGCCAAAAAUGAAAUCGAUUGACCAACUAUUUAUGUUUUUAACAUGGCUUAGGCUUGGUUUUUCUUUAAGUUUUACUUCCUGGUUAUUCAAGACACCAAAGUCUACUGUGUCAAGAUAUCUUAUUACAUGGUCAAAUUUUAUGUAUCUUAAACUUGGCGCAAUACCAAUUUGGCCUAAUUUAGAUCAACUAAAACUUAACAUGCCAAAAUGCUUCAAAGAGACUUAUCCUAAAACAAAAGUUAUUAUUGACUGUACUGAGUUGCUUUGUCAAAGACCUUCUAGCCUUACAGUUCAGAGUAGUUUGUUUUCUCACUAUAAGCAUCAUGUUACCUUUAAAGGAUUAGUUGGAAUUGCUCCUUCAGGUGCAAUAACAUUUGUUAGUGAACUAUUUGUUGGCUCUAUUUCUGAUAUUGAACUAGUUAAGCAAUCAGGACUUUUACAAAGAGAGCUAUGGGAUAGUGAAGAUAGUGUAAUGGCUGAUAGAGGUUUUAUAAUAAGUGAUCUGCUUAAGCCUCUUGGUGUAACACUUAAUAUUCUAGCCUUUUUAAAUGGAAGAGAUCAAUUAUUACACGAAGAAGUUAUAGAAAGUCAAACAAUAGCAGCUUUACGAAUUCAUGUAGAACGUGCUAUACAAAGAAUUAUGAAAAAUAAGCAAAUCCGAAAUGAAAUACCCCUAGUUUUAAAUGGAUCUAUAAAUCAAAUUUGGACUGUAAGCUGCUUGUUGUCUAAUUUUAUGGAUCCUCUAAUAAAACAGUAA
Molecule: messenger RNA, 849 nt
Organism: Hydra vulgaris (swiftwater hydra)
Lineage: Eukaryota; Metazoa; Cnidaria; Hydrozoa; Anthoathecata; Hydridae
Source: RefSeq, a predicted model, not a curated record